Necator americanus (New World hookworm) is the source of this 660-nucleotide messenger RNA. RefSeq lists its product as uncharacterized. The coding region runs from base 1 to 660 and encodes 219 amino acids. The transcript has a single exon. The record is from RefSeq and is a predicted model, not a curated record. Lineage: Eukaryota; Metazoa; Nematoda; Chromadorea; Rhabditida; Ancylostomatidae.
AUGAACGUUGGAAAGCAAGCAAACAAAUUAACUAUGUUAAUAGGCGAGACGGAGGACGAGGAUGCAGUGAAGGGAAGAAAAAGCAGUAAAUUGCCUUUCAGUCACCGAAAUGAGGAGCGACGAGACGUUAAAGUGCACAGCCGGACAAUAAGAACGAAUCCAGAAAAGUGGUGUCAAGAGGAGCGCAAGGUAUGUGCGGUGACGGAUGUGAAGAAGGAGAACUUUUCAGAAGCUCCUUCAACCAACAAACAUCAGCGAAACGUAAGAAAUGGGACGGGAAUCGCGUCGCGAGAAGGAAACGGCGCUGAUUCAGCAGGACGACGAGAGCGCCGGCGCCAUGUUCGCAGCAGCAGCUUUUUCGAGAAUUCAUCGUCCGAGGCGAGGAAAGGGGCGUGGUCGGAGCAGGACGGGAGAGGAGAUCAAUGCUUCGAUGCAUACGCAAUGUGCCAUUGUGACACCAGCACUACGAAUGAAUGGACGGACGAACACAUCGCUGCUCUCCUCGGCCACCCGGCACACUCACCGCCGCCACCACCUCACACCUGCCUAUCCGAUUACCCUACGUGGCAGCCCGUGGACUGCAAUUUCGCGCACACAUGCAAUCCACCUCCAGGGACCACCGUCCCUGAUUUCCACGACCUGAUCUUAUCCGUUCAAUGA